UGCUAAAUAGCAAGUAUACUAAAUACUAAACUAUGUUGUAAUUCUUCCCAGUUAUCACCAGGUGGCAACAUCAGAACCGUAAAAGUCUCAUUUUUCUGAAGCAGAAGACUUUCGGAUAGAAGGAAGUGAUGUGUCCCUUUGCAGUCAUUUCAGGAAACAGUAAAUUACAUUGUCCGGCAAGGUUCAGGUUUCUGUCCAACUUUGUCAUUUGUGUGCAGAGCUACAGCUACUACUGAAGAUACUAAAUGUUAAGCUUUCUGGUUUCCAUUUAACUUGUAUCAUUUAAUUUCAUUGCUUUUUUUUUUUUUUUUUUCAAAAACUUGGGUUGUUGAGAAUUCAUGAUGAAGAGCCUUUUUUUGUGUCUCUUACUAGGCUCUAUUCUGUUUAUGAACAACUUUUCAGAAGUGCAAGGAAGAAAAUGGAAAGGUGAAGGUACAACACAAAACCUGGAAAGCAUAACCAUUGGAAGGUGUUAUGACUAUAUUAGAGUUGUGAAUCCUGCUGUUGGUGAGAAGAACUGUUCGGAGUUAUGGGAAGCCUUUAAAAAUGCUUUUAUUAACAAGGAUCCUUGCAACAUUCUACCUCAAGACUUCGAAUUAUUUUUCAAACUGUCAUUGCAUGCAAUUCCCGCUGGCAAGUCUCUCUUCUGGGAAAACAAUCAGCUACUAGUCAAUAGCUUUUCUAGCAGAGCUCGUCGCUACAUGACUCUUGGUGAUACUCUGUUUGGCUUCUUCGGAGAUUUUCUAAACUGGUGUGGGCAGGAAAACAGCACUGGACUGGACUAUGAAUCCUGCCCUACUGCAGAAGAAUGUGAAAACAAUGCAGUGGAUGCUUUCUGGAGGAUGGCUUCGAUGACUUAUGCACAACACAGCUCUGGGGUGAUACAUGUCUUGUUGAAUGGUUCUGCAGAAGGAGGAGCUUAUCCAGUCAAAGGUUUUUUUGCAGAUUAUGAAAUACCUUAUCUCCAGAGAGACAAGAUCUCACAAAUAGUCAUCUGGGUUGUGGAUGAUAUUGAAGGACCGAAUACAGAUUCCUGUGGAUAUAAUACUGUACGGAUAUUAGAAGACAGGCUGAAAGCCCUUGGUUAUGAUGUCACCUGCACUGACAAUUACAAGCCUGUAAUGUUCUUACUCUGCUUGGAUAAUCCCGAUCAUUCCAAGUGUACCCUUUCAUCAUCUGCACCAGCAGCACAAAGAGGACCUAUAUCUUCAGACAGAGGAGGCAGCUGGAACAAGCUCAUGUUUGUUUCUUUUGUAGGCUUUUUGUUCAGAUCUGCUUUAGUGCACUAAGUGAAUAGACUGAAUCCAUAUCCUCUCUUGACUUUGCUGGCUUUAAUUAAUUUCUAACCACAGUUUCAUCCAAGUUCUGGGAUUGGCAAACGUGCAUGUUAAAACCCUGCAUGCUUCUAUCCAGAUUUCGACUACUAAUAGUAUAAAAAAAAUUCUGCUGCUGUUAGAAAGCCUCCUUUCCUUUUCUUGUACAGAAGAACUCCUUUGCUAUUUCCUAUUAUCCAAAUUCUCUAGAAUGAAACUGAGAAUAAUACUUUCUCUCAGUUCAUAUAUUUCAGGAAGAAAAGCAAAAUUAUGCCCAUCAUACAACUCUCAAACAACUAAAGCAGUCCUAGUAUUUUGGCCUUGAAAUGCUGGACUGCUGUGUUUUGAGGUGGGCAAAUGGGAGCAGGAAUUAGGAUUUCAAGUGGGAAAGCUUAAGAUGAUUUACCUGAUAGAAAAUAUAAUAGGUGAGAUACUGGGAAAAAUUAAACUCAUUUUCUUGAAUAGUCUAGUAUUCGAGUCAAACUUAACUGAAACUAUUAUAGUGAUGUGAUAGUUACAGGGCAUGCAAGACACACAUACUUAGUGCAGUAUUUUGCCACAUGCUUUCAACUGCUUUGUCAUCCACACAGCUGUUCCUCAGCUGACUAUUUCCUGGCCAUGGGAUAACCAGCAGUAUGGUCAGCAUCACCACAUCUGGAAGGCUCCACGGGUCUUCCGCCAUGAUGUGAGGGAGUAGAUUUAUAGCAUACCAAAUUCAGACAAGAAUCUACCUGUCUGUAUUCAGUGGACUCACUUAGCGUGUUUCAGAACAAACUGAGAAGACAGUAGCUGCUAUUUUGAAGUUCUCUUGAGUUGCCUCUGUGAGUUAUCUAAGUGUUCCAGGUAGACGUUCAUCUGGACAACCAAGCCACCCAGCUACGAGAUGACACAUAAAUCUUCAGAAAACAAACCAGUUGUUCUUCUAGAAAAUAAUCAGAAUUUUACUGCGCAUUCUCUGUUAGCUUCCAUGUUAUUUGUGUCUGUAUUAGCUGAUUGCCAGGAAACUAGGAUAGAAUGGUCCUGUUAUCUCAGUGCUUGUGAUUUAGGACUUUUAUAGUAGAUUGCAUGUUUGAAAGUUAUAAUAUCUGAAAUACAUUAUUGUUGCUUAUUUGUCUGGUUUCCAUUCCCACAAUAAUCUUUAAAUUGAUUCCACUGCAAAUCCCUUUAUACUACACAUGGAGUUGCAUGUGCCUGUGACAGGGUUGGAUUAGGGCUCAGGCUCUUAGGAAUUAUGUGUAUUUCAGAAACUCGAAAAAGUACUGACAUUAGGCUAUAAAGUGCAUGAGAGACCCGUGGACACUUGUCCAAGACCUGUUCUGGUCUAGUAUUGUUCUAGCCAAUGACACAAAUACUGUAGUGAUUCAAAGAGUAGCUAAAUACCAUUAACAAGGCAUGUGCCUCACAGACAGCUGCCAUUCACACGCUGACCAUCCCAGCUGGCCAACUUUUGCUCCCCAGCCUAUGGAAGCCUUUCAGCCUCUGGAUGCUUCCUAUUUCAGAAAUGCAGUCAAGACUGGCAGUUAUGAAUGAAAGGAAACACACUGUAGGAAUUGAUAAAUAAUUAUGUUUUGAAAAACCCACAAAAUACGUAGCAGGAUAGAUAUGAUUCCAUUAACUUGAGGUUAUUUACUACAUAACUUUAUGUCAAGACCAACAUACUCAGAAACCUCUUGCACUGUUUUCUCAUUUCUAAUAUUCUUGCACUCUUUCCCAUUACAUCAACUCAGCAGCAAAGGCAGCAGUUAUUUUUUUUCCAGUAUCUUUUGAAUAAAGUGCCUCAAACUUGUUGGAAAAGCUUGGGAAUAUCUGUAGAGAUUUUUAGCAAACCAGCAAAUGUAGCUGGGAAAAGAAGGCAAAGUUUUAGAUGCACAGACUUCCUCCGAUCUUAAACACAGCAAAUUUCAAGCUGAGUAUGGACAUGUUGUUCUGAGUUAAAUGUAAUUGUUUUAAUUAAUGUGGAAGAACAGUGUAGCCAGCAUCUGAAGCAGCGGGGCAGAAGUGUUAGCAAAGUGAGAAACAAUGAGGUCGUUUGUUACUCCCUGGGGGAGGGAGAGAUGUUAAAAAGUUGUGAGCAAGAAAAUCCCUUCUCUCUCCUUCUCUAUUUCUACAACUACACAGUAGGUGCAUAGUGCUUAACACUUGGUGAAUGCUCUGAUUAACAACGCCUCAUAAUGUCUGAAUGCCUGCUAAUGUUCAGCAGGGCGGAUUCAAAAUGUUCGAUCAUUCAUACUUUGUACUAGCAGUGCUGGAGAUAACAGCUGUCUCCAGACCUGGAACUGCAUUUUGAGGGGGAAAAUGUUUCAAGGGGAAAAUAUUUCUUAUGAAGACAUCAUAUCUAUCGCUUCAUUUUGAAUCUAGUUUGAUGCCACUAUUCAGAGCAGAUCUGUUAAUACCCAACUACUCAUGGCAAAUGACAGUAUCACAUACCAUGGCAUCAUAGGGUGCUUUGCAUUUAUGCGGAUAAACCCGUGGAAGCUACUGAUACUAAUUCAGUAUUUCCUGUCAUUGCCCAUUUUUUGGACCACUUGAAGACUCAACUGUGUCACAUUCUUCAUUACCACAAGGAAGUAAACAUCCCUUCUGUUAACCUAUUUUGUUUCUGCUGCAUGUGUUCCCGUUGUUGUAUCUGACGAAAACAGAACUGUAAUUCAGAAUAAUUCAUUUUAUCAGCAUGUAUGUGCAUGAACACAAAUACAUCUGCUCAUGUCUGCUCUGCCUGCUUUUAAAUGCAAACUGUCGAGUGCUUUGGAGUGAGAAUUAAUGCGAAUAAAGCAAGGACAACUUGUUUACCUCUCUGCCCUUUUAA
This is a messenger RNA of Numida meleagris (helmeted guineafowl), 4119 nucleotides long. RefSeq names its product ADP-ribosyl cyclase/cyclic ADP-ribose hydrolase 2-like. Gene Ontology annotation, biological process: positive regulation of B cell proliferation. Lineage: Eukaryota; Metazoa; Chordata; Aves; Galliformes; Numididae. The record is from RefSeq and is a predicted model, not a curated record. The transcript has 9 exons. Bases 339 to 1289 code for a protein of 316 amino acids. Gene Ontology annotation, cellular component: plasma membrane. Gene Ontology annotation, molecular function: NAD+ nucleosidase activity; phosphorus-oxygen lyase activity.